AUGGGCUCGCGCGCGCUCGCCGUGCUCUGCCUCGUGGCCGUGUCCGCCUCCGUGCUGGUCGCGCCCGCGCUCGCCGUGCCUGGAGACGGCGACGACGGCUGCGAGGCCGAGUCGGCGGGGCGCGACAAGGCGCAGGCGCUGCGGCUCAAGAUCAUCGCCAUCUUCUGCAUCCUCGCGGGGAGCGCGAUCGGGGCGGGCCUGCCGUCCCUGGGGCGCCGGUUCCCGGCGCUCCGGUCGGAGACGGACCUCUUCCUCGCCGUCAAGGCCUUCGCGGGCGGCGUCAUCCUCGCCACGGGGAUGGUGCACAUCCUGCCCGCGGCCUUCGAGGCGCUGCGGUCCCCGUGCCUCGUGGGUGGGCCGUGGAGGCGCUUCCCGUUCGCCGGGCUGGUCGCCAUGCUCGCCGCGGUCGCCACGCUCAUCGUGGACACCGUCGCCACGGGGUACUUCCACCGGACGAACGCCAAGCGGGCCGCCGCCGUCACCGACGAGCCGGCUCAUGACGACCCGGAAUCCGCCCCCGACGGGCACCACGGGCACGCGCACGGCAUGUCGGUGCUCGCCGCCCCGGCCGACGGCGACGAGCUCGUGCGCCACCGCGUCAUCUCUCAGGUGCUGGAGCUGGGUGUGGUGGUCCACUCGCUCAUCAUCGGGAUGUCGCUGGGCGCCUCCGACUUCCCGAGCACGGUGCGGCCGCUGGUGCCGGCGUUGACGUUCCACCAGCUCUUCGAGGGCAUCGGCCUCGGAGGCUGCAUCGUUCAGGCCAAGUUCCGGCUCAAGUCCGUGGUGGCGAUGGGGCUGCUCUUCUCGCUGACGACGCCGGCGGGGAUCGGCGUCGGCAUCGCGAUAUCCUCGGUGUACGACGAGAGCAGCCCGACGGCGCUGGUGGUGCAGGGGCUGCUGGAGGCGGCCGCGGCGGGGAUCCUGGUGUACAUGGCGCUGGUGGACAUCCUGGCCGAGGACUUCAGCAAGCCCAGGGUGCAGAGCAGGGCGCGGCUGCAGCUGGCGCUCAACGUCUCGCUGCUGCUCGGGGCCGGCCUCAUGUCCCUGCUCGCAGUCUGGGCCUGA
Molecule: messenger RNA, 1065 nt
Organism: Triticum turgidum subsp. durum (durum wheat)
Lineage: Eukaryota; Viridiplantae; Streptophyta; Magnoliopsida; Poales; Poaceae
Source: the annotation of a GenBank genome assembly